Messenger RNA from Mycena citricolor, 715 nucleotides. NCBI's taxonomy places the organism in Eukaryota, Fungi, Basidiomycota, Agaricomycetes, Agaricales, Mycenaceae. The record is from the annotation of a GenBank genome assembly.
UCUGCUGCUAUGCACGUCGUAUGAAUCGCCCACCAACAAAACCGAUUACCAUGCCAGGUAACAAACCCAGCUCCACCCGGCUGCAAUUUCUUACCCCAUCUCCCGCGUUGUUCUGUGCCCAAUGAGUCGGCUCCCGAACAUUCUGACGACACGUCCAUUUCGUUGGUCACAGCACGCUUCUUCUGGUCCCAGCCGUCUGCACGACCGUGCUGGCUACUAGUGUCAAGUGCAUAGCGCGUCACGGGACUUCCUCUGGAGGACUAGUCAGUCUUACGGGUCCUGUGCGGGAUUCUCCCCGUCGCUGCGAAGAGUGUCGAAACCCGCGUUCGAAUGAACUCCUCGACGCUGACGUGCUUCUAGCUUGAGACAACCUCUCGGUCGAUCAUUCUCGACAUGUUUUAGGAGCCUGGCCGUAUUUAUACAUAUAUGGAAACUGACGCAAAUCCUUGCUUGACCAUAAUCUGUCAUGCAAGCACAGUAAUUAGACCAGUCUCCGCGCUGACGCCUGGAGGCCCGUCGCGCACGUUCAUGAAAGGUCCCCGAUCACAUUGCAAUUUGGAAGGAAAAGAACAAUGCCUCGUCGACGAGAGGCAGCUGAGGGCAGCGCCGAAAAUUCUGCGACCGUCUGUCCGUUGCUUCAGCGAUAUGUUCAUCCCAGCGCACUCGAGAUCCAAAUCUCCCCGUUUAUCUCAUGACUAUGACUAUCAAGUUCCAU